Molecule: messenger RNA, 837 nt
Organism: Paramecium sonneborni
Lineage: Eukaryota; Ciliophora; Oligohymenophorea; Peniculida; Parameciidae
Source: the annotation of a GenBank genome assembly
AUGAUGAUGGUUAUCCCAAAAAGUUGGACAAAAAAGCGUUUAUUUUUGAAAUUUAGAUUCUAAACAUAAUUAUAUUUAAAAAAAUAUUUUACAAUUUUUUGAUUUCAACAAAAUAUACUCUCCUUAGUAUUAAAAAGAAGAAAAAUCGAUUUUUCAUUUUUUAAAGAUUACAAUAAUUANACUAAAAAUUAAUAAGAUGCUGAUGGUAAAUUAAAAGCAAAAGAUCAGGAAAUAAAUACUUCUAAAUAACAAUUCAAUUAAAUAUAAUAAGAACAUAAUUAAUUGAAAUAAAAUCUAAUAGAAAAACCUAAACUCCUUUCUGAAUAGUAUUGUAAUGAAGUAUGGAAAUAGAUUGAAGAAAAAACAAAAAAGAAGAUUAAAAUGUCUAUACUUAUUUAUUAAGGAACAAAAGAUGGAAUGAAUCAUACAACUUCUUGGAGUAAAAUAAAUGGAAAAUAAAAUUUACUUUUUGUUUUUAAAUCUAAGAGUGGGAAUAUUUUUGGUGCUUAUUCUCCUUGUUAAUGGUUAUAAAAUAAAAAUAGUUAUGUAUAAGAUGAUACAUUAUCAUCAUUUCUAUUUACUCAGACUCAUAAUUAAUUUUAUCCUUUGAUAGAAGCUAACAAAGCCAAUGCUAUUUAUAGCCACUCAUCAUAUGGUCCAACUUUUGGUAGUAAUCAUGAUUUAUAUAUUGGUACUGACUUUUAAAGUGGAUCCUCAAAUAUAGGAGGAACAUAUAAGGUUGAUUAAUACAAUAUUGCUGACAAGACUAUUCACUUAUAUGGCUAAGCAACACCAAAUUUAGAAGAAUGUGAAAUAUUUGAGCUUAUUUUAAAAUGA